Messenger RNA from Elgaria multicarinata webbii, 2050 nucleotides. RefSeq names its product synaptoporin (gene SYNPR). Bases 178 to 1053 code for a protein of 291 amino acids. The transcript is spliced from 6 exons. The record is from RefSeq and is a predicted model, not a curated record. Gene Ontology annotation, cellular component: synaptic vesicle membrane; synaptic vesicle. NCBI's taxonomy places the organism in Eukaryota, Metazoa, Chordata, Lepidosauria, Squamata, Anguidae.
GCGCUCGACUCGGGCGUGGAUGUUCGCUGGAGCUCAGCUCUGCUUUGCUUCGUCGCCGCCCGGGCUCCUUGGCUGCCUUCCUUGGCGCAGGCGAACAGCCGAUAUCCUCUUCGAGGCGCACCUGGGCGCCGCUGCCUCGACAGGAGCUGAAGUUUGCGCGCCAACAACUGGGCAGGGAUGGAAACCGUCGACCAGGUCGCCUCCAAGGGGAGUUUCCGGGCGGUGAAGGAGCCCCUGGCUUUCCUGAGGGUGCUGGAGUGGCUUUUUGCAAUCUUUGCAUUUGCAACAUGUGGUGGCUAUUCUGGAGGACUACGGCUCAGCGUGGACUGUGCAAACAAGACACAGAGCAACCUCAGCAUUGACAUAGCCUUUGCCUAUCCGUUCAGGUUGUACCAGGUGAAUUUUGAUGUUCCCACCUGUGAAGGCAAACGAGAAAAACUCUCAUUAAUAGGCGACUUUUCUUCUUCCGCUGAAUUCUUUGUCACUAUUGCAGUCUUCGCCUUCCUCUACUCCUUGGCAGCCACAGUGGUUUACAUUUUCUUCCAGAACAAAUACCGUGAAAACAACAGGGGCCCUUUGAUUGACUUCAUCGUGACAGUGGUGUUUUCGUUCUUGUGGCUGGUGGGGUCUUCUGCUUGGGCUAAAGGAUUAUCUGAUGUGAAGGUUGCUACUGACCCAGAUGAAGUGCUCUUAUUGAUGUCAGCUUGCAAGCAGCAGUCCAAUAAGUGCUUGCCGAUGCGGAGCCCUAUUAUGUCAAGUUUGAAUACUUCAGUUGUCUUUGGAUUCUUGAACUUUAUUCUGUGGGCAGGAAAUAUUUGGUUUGUCUUUAAGGAGACUGGUUGGCAUUCUUCAGGCACAAGGUACCCUCAAGACACCAUGGAGAAACAAUCCAGCAGCUAUAACCAAGGUGGCUACAAUCAAGAUAGCUAUGGGCCAAGUGGUGGGUAUAACCAACAGGGAGGCAGCUUUGGGCAGCAAACCAACUAUGGGCAAGUGGAUGAAUUCGGCCAGCAGCAACCGAGUGGUCCAACUUCAUUUGCUAAUCAGAUUUAGCAUAUGCAGAUUUCUGAGAGCUCUUAAGUCGAGCAUUAUAUAUGGAAAGUUCAACACAGUGGCAGGCAGCAGAUUUCUGAAGUUUUUAGAUAAAUGUGACAUAGAAGUUUAUCUAAAUUAAAGGUCUACCGUACCAACCAAGAAAGAUGGGUUGAGGCUCUUGUUUGUUUAUAUGCGAUACAUCUUCUCCUUGUGAAUAGAUGAUUGAUGAUAUAUUCAUCACAAGUGGUGAAUUGGAGUAAAUAAUUGUUGUACGUACUGUAUAGAUACCUUUACAGUAGUUUUGUAUGUGUAUGGUAGCAGCAUUUUGUACCCUUGAAACUGUAGUAUAUCUUAUGCAUAAAACCAUUAAAUUAGAAUUAGAUUUUCUUCUGCAUUUUGGUGAAGAGCAAAAUGUGUUUUCAAAUGAUUUCUGAAGGUUACUCUAUAUAAUGCAAUGCAUGCACUACAGCUCCUAUGUUUUCAACAUUGCCUGUCUAUGACUGUUAAGUUUGUCCUUUGGACCAUUUCUCUCUUUUUUCCUUUUCUUCUUUUUCUUUGCUGUUCUUUUGACAUUCUUCCUGAUUAGCAAAUUCACAGUGUGUCUUAGUGCAUGAAGCCACAUAAUUUUCAUACCAAGAGAAUGUUAUGGACUGUGUACAUGUCGUUUAUAGAUACCACCACUACUCUUUUUAAUUGGUUUACUUGUUUAAUAUAUGUAUGCCUGUUUUAUAUAUUUUGCAGAACUGGAUCAAUGGCUUACCCAAAUCCUGAGUGCUGCAUAUAACUAAAAACAGUUUUCCUUAAAAGGGCAUUCAAAAUAUAUGCUGUAAACUGACCAAUUUUUCUGUUUAAUCAAUGUUCCUUCUAUCAAUCCAUAUUUCUAUUGACGUUUUGUGACUCUUUGAACGUGAGAUGUGUAAUAUAAGGACCAAGUAACUGUGUUUACAUGUUUACAAAAGUAUUUAUUUAAUUAGGGUAAUAGAGGUGCAGAUAUCAGUAAUUAAAACUAUAUGGG